This is a messenger RNA of Spathaspora passalidarum NRRL Y-27907, 2973 nucleotides long. RefSeq names its product Mis12p (gene MIS12). Gene Ontology annotation, biological process: tetrahydrofolate interconversion. The record is from RefSeq and is a predicted model, not a curated record. Gene Ontology annotation, cellular component: cytosol. Gene Ontology annotation, molecular function: methylenetetrahydrofolate dehydrogenase (NADP+) activity; ATP binding; formate-tetrahydrofolate ligase activity. Lineage: Eukaryota; Fungi; Ascomycota; Pichiomycetes; Serinales; Debaryomycetaceae. Bases 1 to 2973 code for a protein of 990 amino acids. The transcript has a single exon.
AUGCUAAAAUCCAGAUCAAGUGUCCCUAUUCUUAAAAGGGCAAUAAAGUCUUACAGAACAUUUUACAAUUCUUCCAUCAAUUUGAAUGCUGUUGUCGUUUCCGGAACAAAGUUGGCCAAAUCCAUAAGAACAGACAUUGCUGAAAAGGUGAUCUCAUACAAUUUACAACAGUAUCAACAUGACGUCCAAGAUACCACUUUUGAAAAAUUAAGAUUCAAACCAAAUUUGGUAAUUAUUCAAGUUGGUUCAAGAGCAGAUUCAUCAGCAUAUGUUCGUUCCAAAUUAAAGGCUGCCAAAUCUUCCAAUAUUAAUUCAAGUUUGGUCAAACUCGAUGAAAAUAUUGCUCAAGAUGAAUUGUUGGAAGAAAUUGAAAAAUUGAACAAGGAUCCAAAAGUCCAUGGAAUUUUGAUCCAAUUACCAUUACCAAAGCAUAUUGAUGAAACAUUGAUUACAAAUUCAGUUGUUACUGAUAAAGAUGUUGAUGGUUUUGAUCAUUACAAUGUUGGUCAAUUAUCCAAAAAGGGAGGUGUUCCAAUUUUUAAGCCAUGUACUCCAAAUGGUAUAAUUGAGUUAAUUAAAACCACUGGUAUUCAAUUAAGAGGAAAGAACGCUGUUGUUAUUGGAAGAUCUGAUAUUGUUGGUACACCAGUUGCAACUAUGUUAAGAAAUGAAGAUUGUACUGUUACUAUUUGUCAUAGAUACACAAAGAAUUUGCCUGAAAUAGUUGGUCAAGCAGAUAUUGUUGUUGCUGCUGUUGGUAUUCCAGAAUACGUUAAAGGUGACUGGGUAAAGGAAGGUGCAGUUGUCAUAGAUGUCGGUAUCAACUAUAAAGCAGAUCCAAACUCACCAAAUGGUAAGAAAUUAGUCGGGGAUGUAGAUUAUGAUGAAGUUGUAAAGAAAGCCGGAUUCAUUACUCCAGUUCCAGGUGGUGUUGGACCAAUGACUGUUGCCAUGUUAUGUUCCAAUGUUUACGACGCUGCUUUAAUCCAUGCCCAAAAGGCUCACGAACAUGCAUUCAAACCAUUACCAUUAAAUCUUGAAACCCCAGUUCCUUCUGAUAUUGCAAUUUCACGUGCACAAAAACCUAAAAAGAUCACAAGAGUUGCUCAAGAAUUGGGUAUUCUUGAUCGUGAAUUAGAACAAUACGGUCAUUUCAAAGCCAAAGUUGACCCAAAGAGUGUUAUUGAAAGAUUAGAUGAACAAGUUGAAGGAUCAAUCAAUGAAAAGGGUCACUAUGUUCUUGUUGCUGGUAUCACUCCAACUCCUUUAGGUGAAGGUAAAUCUACAACUACCAUGGGUUUAACCCAAGCUCUUGGUGCUCAUCUUGGUUAUAAUUCUAUUGCUAAUGUUAGACAACCAUCAAUGGGUCCAACUUUUGGUGUUAAAGGUGGUGCAGCCGGUGGUGGUUAUUCACAAGUUAUUCCUAUGGAUGAAUUCAACAUGCAUUUAACCGGUGAUAUUCAUGCUAUUUCAGCAGCUCAAAACCUUUUAUGUGCUGCUGUUGACACAAGAAUGUUCCAUGAAUCAGUUUCAAAGACAAUUUCUGGAUUCUAUAAGAGACUUGUUCCAGCAAAGAAGGGGGUCAGAUCUUUUACUCCGUCAAUGUUGAAGAGAUUAGAAAAGUUGGGAAUUAAUAAAACCAACCCAGAUGAUUUAACUCCUGAAGAAAUUGAAAAAUUUGCUCAUUUAAACAUUAAUCCAGAUUCUAUCACCAUCAAGAGAGUUGUUGAUUGUAAUGAUCGUUUUGUUCGUGAAAUCACUAUUGGUCAAGGUAAGAAUGAAGCUUCCAAAUACCCGCCUAGAAAAUCAGGAAUGGACAUUACUGUGGCAUCAGAAUUGAUGGCCAUCCUCGCUCUUUCCACGUCAUUGCAAGAUUUACGCCAAAGAGUUGGUAGAAUUGUUGUUGGUACCCAAAAAGAUACAGGUUUAGCUAUCACUGCAGAAGAUAUUGGAUGUGCUGGUGCAAUCACUGCCUUAUUGAAGGAUGCUAUUAAGCCAAACUUGAUGCAAACUCUUGAAGGUACUCCUGUUUUCGUUCACGCUGGUCCUUUUGCUAAUAUUUCAAUUGGUGCUUCUUCUGUUAUCGCUGAUCAAUUAGCUCUCAAGUUAACUUCUCCAUCUAACCCAAUUAACAAUGGUAAGAAAGGUUUUGUUGUUACUGAAGCUGGAUUUGAUUUCACCAUGGGUGGUGAAAGAUUCUUCAAUAUCAAAUGCAGAACCUCUGGUUUUAAACCUGAUACUGUUGUUCUUGUUGCCACUUCUAGAGCAUUGAAGUUGCACGGUGGAGCUCCUGAUGUCAAACCAGGUACUGCUUUGCCUAAGGAAUACUUGACUGAAAACCUCGAAUAUCUUGAACAUGGUUGUGCCAACUUAGCCAAGCAAAUUUCCAAUAUCAAACAAUAUAAUGUUCCCGUCGUUGUUGCUAUUAACAAAUUUGAAACUGAUACUGCUGCCGAAAUCAAUCUCAUUCAAAAGCUUGCUCUUGAUGCUGGUGCAGAUUUUGCAGUUGCUUCAGAUCAUUGGGCUCAAGGUGGUGCUGGUGCUCUUGACCUUGCCAAAUCUGUUGUUGAAUCUGUUAAGUUAUCUAACCAACUUGAAGAACAAAAAUACCUUUACGAUGUGAAUGACUCCGUUGAAAACAAGUUACAUGCAAUCACCACUAAGAUGUAUGGUGCUAGUGGUAUCGAAUUAUCACCACUUGCCAAGCAACAAAUAGAAACCUACACCCUGCAAGGAUAUGACAAAUUACCAAUUUGUAUUGCCAAGACGCAAUAUUCAUUGUCUCAUGAUCCUGCUCUUAAGGGUGUUCCACAAGGAUUCGUGGUUCCAAUCAGAGAAGUCCGUUGUUCUGCUGGUGCUGGAUACUUGUAUGCAUUAGCUGCAGAAAUUAUGACCAUCCCAGGGUUACCUACCCACGCCGGAUUCAUGAAUGUAGAAGUUAACGAUGAAGGUGAAAUUGAAGGAUUAUUUUAA